AUGUCUCACGGAGUGGUUCAGAAGAAUGAGAAGAACGGCAACGGUGCGCAAGCGCUGGACUCGCCGCAGCACAGCACGGACAGCCCGCCGCCCCCGCCCGAUGGGGGAUGGGGAUGGAUGGUGGUCUUCGCGUCUUUCAUGAUCCACAUUGUCACCGAUGGCAUGACCUAUUCGUUCGGCGUAUUCUAUGCAGAGUUCCUGACCUACUUCGAUGAGGGCAAAGGAAAAACCGCGUGGAUCGUAUCUAUCCUCGUAGGCGUCACUCUAAGUUCGGGGCCCAUAUCAAGUUCGUUCGUGAACCGGUGGGGAUGUCGCGCGGUGACGGUGGCAGGCGCAUUGCUUGCCUCCACCUGUGUCGUCCUCUCGGCCUUCGCGAACAACGUGCUCACGCUCAUCUUCACGAUCGGGGUCGGCACAGGGUUCGGCUUCGGUCUUAUCUAUCUUCCCGCUAUAGUCAGUGUAACAGUAUGGUUCGAACGCUACAGAAGUCUUGCUACUGGUAUCGCGGUUUGUGGUUCCGGACUAGGAACAUUUUUAUUCGCACCAAUCACAUCGGCUUUAAUAGAAAACUAUGGGUGGCGCGGUGCUAUGGCUAUCAUCGGUGCCUUAAUACUGAAUUGUGUGCCAUUAGGCCUUAUAUUUAAACCUGUUCCUGAACCCCCAAGAACUCCAGCAUCGGAACCUAUGCUACCCAAACAACCAAAGUCUCCACUAAAAAGAUCUCAGAGUACAGAGCACGUCCUUAGAGCAAAUGGAAAAGUCGAUGACAAUGAUAUUGCGAGGUUAACUUUAUCCCAACCUGCUCUGAAUAAACCACAUGAACAGAAACCUCCGCCCUCGCGGCACGGUAGUGGUAUCAUGCAAAGGCCGGACGUUCUAUAUCAAGGCAGUAUGACAAGUCUAGCCAGGUUUAGAUCAACGUCUCCUGAAAGAACAAUCACUAGUGUUACGAAAGAAGAACCAGAAGUGAAAUGUGGAUGGUUGCCUUGCUCAACAGAAUUUAAAGCAGCACUCGGAGAAAUGCUCGAUGUAUCGCUCCUCGUAGAUCCAAUAUUUAUUUUAUUCGCCGUAUCUAACUUUUUAACAAGCAUCGGUUUUUACAUACCGUAUGUUUACACUGUACCAAUGAGCGAAGCGCUUGGAGUUGAGAAUCCACCAUACCUGAUUUCCAUAAUCGGGGGAUCUAACUUGGUGGGCAGAAUAAUUCUCGGUUACAUAAGUGAUAAGCCGUGGGUAAACCGCUUACUGGCUUAUAAUUUGUGCCUUACAAUUGCAGGAAUUGGUACGGCAAUGGCCAUGGCGUGCUGGGAGUUUUGGGGUCUUGCUUUAUAUGCUACGACGUUUGGCUUCACCAUCGGUGCAUACGUAGGACUGACAUCAGUUGUGCUUGUGGACCUACUAGGGAUCGAGAAACUGACAAACGCAUUUGGUCUUCUCCUCUUAUUCCAAGGAAUUGCUUCCUUAAUUGGACCACCAUUUGCAGGGUGGCUGUUUGAUACGCUACAUUCGUACGCGCCGGGCUUUUACGUGGCCGGUGGUACAAUAUCACUGAGUGGGCUGAUAUUGUUCUUUAUCCCGGUGAUCGAGAGGCGCCAGCAGAGGCGGUGGGAGGAGAGCACGGCACUGGAGCAGAUAUAG
Molecule: messenger RNA, 1638 nt
Organism: Spodoptera littoralis (African cotton leafworm)
Lineage: Eukaryota; Metazoa; Arthropoda; Insecta; Lepidoptera; Noctuidae
Source: the annotation of a GenBank genome assembly